Molecule: messenger RNA, 1089 nt
Organism: Entrophospora sp. SA101
Lineage: Eukaryota; Fungi; Glomeromycota; Glomeromycetes; Entrophosporales; Entrophosporaceae
Source: the annotation of a GenBank genome assembly
AUGAAGACCACAAGGUCUGGAAGACCAUUUGUUAAGGAUAUUCAUGAUUUGUUUUCAACGCUGGUCGUUUCAUUACCAAUGGAAACUCAUAGAAAUCUAUUUAAAAAUUAUUCGAAUUCAUUUACUACAGAAGAAGCAAUAGCAAACUUAGGUUCGCUAAGAUUCACACAAUCACACCGAACUCCUGAUCCCAAAGAUCCCUCGAGAAUUGUAACGACCACAACCACUACAACUUUCAGUAUGACAAAAGAAAUGGCAAAAAGUGUCUGUCAAACAUUUAUGGAUGCAAGAUUAUUUGAGAAUUUGGGUGAUUCAAGUAGCCGUGCAUUCAAAGAUAAAAACAUAUAUGGAUUGACACAAAAAGGUCAAAGACCAAAUGUACCAAAUGUUAAUAAUCAUGAUUCAUCUUCUAUAUUGGUAAUAGAUAAUAAUGGUAGUAAUGGUUCAUUUGACCGUAAUCUUGGGAUUGAGGUGAAAGAUCGUCAGAUAAACCAAAAGAGUUAUCGCUACACGUUUACAGGAGCAUCAGCUUGUGAUUGGUUAUAUGAUUCAACAUUAUGUAAAUUAUUUAUGGAAUUCUUGAAAGCCAAUUUCUGUGCAGAAAAUCUGAUGUUUUUGUUGGAUGUGCAAAAAUUCAAACGCAAAUAUAAAACAUUAUCUAAUGAAAAUAUUAAAGAUCAACAAGAACUUUUAAUAGAUGCAUUCAAAAUCUAUCAUACUUAUUUGGCAGAAGAAUCACCAGAUGAAGUUAAUAUAGAUCAUGGAUUGCGACAAAAUGUUAUACAAUAUAUGACAUCUCUAAUGACAAAUAGCAAUAAUAAUAAUAAUGUUGUGAGAGAUAAUCAAGACGGUAAUGGUAAUAUUCUAGCUCAAAUUAAAACAACAAGUCACUUAUAUGAUAAAAUACAAGAUACAAUAUUUAGAUUAAUGGCGACUGAUUCUAUACCUAAAUUUAUUAAAACUGAUAAAUAUUUGUUGUCAUCAAGGAAUAAGUUCAAUAAUAGCAAUGAUGGCGGCAAUUCAGAGGAUCACUACCAUAGAAAUAUUUCAUCUUCUCCCUCAUCGACUAACGGUGCAAUUCAAUGCUAA